Messenger RNA from Spinacia oleracea (spinach), 848 nucleotides. RefSeq lists its product as uncharacterized. The coding region runs from base 26 to 436 and encodes 136 amino acids. The record is from RefSeq and is a predicted model, not a curated record. Gene Ontology annotation, molecular function: ribosomal large subunit binding. The transcript is spliced from 5 exons. Gene Ontology annotation, biological process: translation. Gene Ontology annotation, cellular component: mitochondrion. NCBI's taxonomy places the organism in Eukaryota, Viridiplantae, Streptophyta, Magnoliopsida, Caryophyllales, Amaranthaceae.
UCUCUCCUCUUGUAAUUCCCUUGCUAUGCGUUUCAUGUUCUUCGAUUCUCCUUGCAAAUCUCUAGCAUUUUUGCGAUCGUCUUCCAAUUCUUCAGAAGAUGAUGAUGGUGCUAGCACUACUCAAGUCACUGAAGACAUUGGGUCUGUUGUAAAGUUAACUGCCAAUUCACUUAUGGAGGCAGGUUUAGAUGCAUUAUCAAGAGAGCUAGCUAAGCUACGAACAGGAAGAGCGUCUAUAGGAAUGCUUGAUCAUAUCGUUGUGGGCACAGGUGGUGUAAAGAUGAAUCUAAACCGAAUUUCUCUUGUCACCAUUAUUGACUCCAAAACCUGGUCGAUAACCCCUUAUGACCCAGAAAAAGAAGUGAAUUCAAGAGCGCCAGGGGCACGAACUCGGGUCUGGUGCCACGGGGAGAGGCCAAGGCUUCUGCCUUGCUAGCUCCCUUGAUGGUGAGAGUCACACCAUGGCCUUUACCGCGAUUUACCAUGGGCCGCGGUGUCUCUCAGCAACCUGACUAGCCCAAUUUGCAGCGUGCCAAACCACUAUCAAGAGUCUUAGUGCUGAUGAUAUUCAAUGCCUAUGCACCUAUAAGGCUAACCAGGGGGGUAUGUUACUAUUGAGUUACUAUUUGUUUGUAACUAUCAAAAUGAGCAACAAAAAUUAUGUUACGCAAUCAUAAGUUUGGGAGAGCUCCAACCCAAAUGAGCAAAAAUAUGAGUGGGGAUGUAUGCAUUUUACAUCAGGAUGCAUCAUGGGAUUCUUGGCCAGCUAUGAUGUAAAUAUUGUUGCUUGUCUAUGGCUGCCUAAUCAUGUCAGGAAAAAGAUACUGUUUGCACUUUAACCUCUUUGA